AAAUUUUCGAAACAACGCGAUGCAAACUCUUGGCGAACACGAACACCAGCCGAAGACGACGACGGUGUCGAUUCCGUUCGCUUUCGGUUUUGUUCUCUUGGCCGCACUAUUCUAUUGCGUCUUUGGUUUUCUGCGACGUCCGCUGCGGCGUUGGCGUCGACAGAUGCAGAGGAUGAGCAGAAGCAAUAAUUCGGGACGCCGCAAACAUAUGCAUGUGCACGUUUACAGGCGUGCACGCACUCACACACGUCAUGUGCAGAGGAUCGGGAUAGAGUUCGAGCAGUUACCGAAACUAAUUUUGCGACUCUUUACACAGAAAUCCGUGAUGAACCACCUACGGGUGCACAAAUUCAAGAUCGGCGGCAAGGACAGCAGCGCCGUUUCUGCACCGGUUGCGGUUGCAGCCGAUCCCUCGGACAACAAUAACGGCAAUCACACGAACAACAACAACAACCAGAAUGGAAACGGUGGCGGCGGUGCCAAAGGAUUCCUCACACGCAUCAAACGGUACUCGGUGCUUGGCAACAAACUAAGUCGCCGCCACCUGGGGAGCCUCAACCUACAGUCGUCUUCGGCCGGAGCGGAGAGGGGCGCCGAUGGAGAGCGGCUUGGCUCUGGGCAGUCGCCCGGCAAGACUAUAUCCGGCAGCUACAACAUGACCGGCAGCCACUCGGAGGACCAUCGCCUGGAGAUCGGUGCCCCGGUGCUGAUAUCGACCACCACAUUGGAUACGGACCGCUUUGAUGUGACUGAGGCCCGACUCAAGCAGAUCGGCGGCGGCAUUGCCCAGACCUCCACCAUUGUGCGCACCCUGACGCCACGCAGCUCCGACGAGGAGGAGUUUUUGGAUGCCCGCUGCACUCAGCUGGAUCGGGAUGAGCGGGAUGAGGCGGAGGAGUUUCAGACGCCCAUUCAUCAGCCACAGGAAGAACACGAGGAGCCACAGCCACAGAAGGAAGAGCCAGCGCCACAAAAGGAAGUAGAGUCACAGCCACAGCGAAACUCUCAGGAGGAUUUGCAAGAAGAUCUACUUGUGGAGGAGGAAGAGAAGAUGGUGAUGCCACCGAUGCGGCGGGCCAACAUCGCUCGCCAGCAGCAGGCCAUGUCCGUGCAGAAUCUGCACAGAACCGAACUGAAGGUCUACCUGCACAAGUCGCCCUCGAUGACGCUCGACAUGAACGUGACGGCUCCGGGGCAUCUGGGCCCGGGCCUCAACAUGCCAGAGCUGCCGGAGCUGUAUGGCGACAGCAAGCUGAGCCUGGCGGCCAGCGACAUGGACAACAACAAAGAGAAUACACCAGUGGAUGGCAUGCCCAUCGCCAAUGUAGGAGGAGGAUUCCUGUCACAGCAGUCGCGCUUCAAGAGCAUCGAAUCGUUCCAGCUGCACAGCCGCUCGAAGCGCAGCUCCUCUCAGCCGAGCUCCAAGCAGAGCUCCAAGAUGAGCCUCGACUGCUCCGUACACAGCUUCGACUUCGACUUCAAGUCGGUCAGCUAUCAGAGCCUGAAUGCCCAGAACCUGAUGGUGUCCAUUGACGAGCUGCAGGAAAUCACGCGCCAGAUCAACGAGACGGAGGACUUCACCAAGGAGGUGGAUCUGGAGUACUGCGAGCACCGGGAUCAGCUGCGUCCCAGCGAGCGUCGCAUCACGCUGCUGAAGAACAAGAACCAGACGCUCAUUCACUUCAACCAGCAGAAGGAGAAGCUGCGCAAGGGCUGGCACGGCAUGAAGCACUGGUUCGGGGAGGAGGGCACUCGCCUCAAGGAGGCCGUUCGCCAGCAGACGCCCCUCAAGCGUCUAGCCCGCUCACGCAGUAAUCUGAAUCAAUCGACCACGGACGCGAGUCGUCUGUCCAUAUCGCCGGAACGCAAUACGCGCGACAUCACCGAGAGCUGUGAGGAUAUCACCAAUCGCACGGAACUGGAUUCCUCCAUGUCCCAGAGGGCACUCAGCGAUGAGGAUUUGUCACCAAAUGCCAAACGCUUCAAGGAUGAGGGCCAGAAUGGAUUCGAGGAACUGCGGCGCUACAUCAAGCAGGGCGGAGAUUUCAGCAAGGAGCUCAUAUUCGUCCUGCAGGAGCGUGCCGAUUCCGAAUUGAUUUACUCGAAAUCGCUCUCGAAACUGGCCAAUAAGCUGAACAAGGCUGGCCGAGAGAUACCUGGGAGUGUGGCGGAUGCCUGGCGCGGCGUGGCCACCGAAAUGGAGAGCCGCAGCGAUAUCCACCGCCAGCUGGCGGCCUCCCUCACCGAUGAGCUGGUCAAGCCGCUCAAGGUGGUCGUCGAGAGUCACCACAAGGCGCGCAAAGCGGUCGAAAGUACUGUGGAUAAGGCCGCUCGGGUACUCAGCGAAUGGCGCAUAACGGAGGCCAAGGCCAAGAAGGCUUCGCAUACUGCGGCGCGUGAGAACGAGAAGCUGCAGGACGCCAUGCUGGAUGUGCGUAUCCAGAAGUCGCCAUCCAUUGCCAUGCUCCACCAGGGCCCCAACAAGAUCUCGGCCGAAAAGGAGCUAAAGAACGCUGAGAAGGACUGCGUAAAGCUGGACAACAAGCGCAAGAAGGCAGAGGAGGCUGUAAAGCGAGCCGAUGUCGAGUACUACACGAUGUGUGUGCGUGCCGAACGGGCACGCGUCGACUGGGAGAUGGCCGUGCUCCGGGGCAGCUCCCAGCUGCAGACCAACGAGCAGCAGCGUCUCGCGAAUAUGCACAACUUUGCCCAGCAAUACGGGCGCCUCAUCUCCGAUAUAAAUCCCAUUCUCGGUGGCCUCACCUGCCGCCUGCAGCCGCAGCUGGAUGCGUGCAAUGUCGACAAGGAUAUGCUGGUGGUAAGCAACAUCCGCCACCAUUCGGAGGGUCCCAGCGAGCAGCUACUGCCUGACUUUUACUGCGAACACACCACACUGGCCAUGAAUCGAGAACGGCGAAAGCAUGCGCUCAUCAAACUCCUACAGCUGGUGAAAACCGAUCUGGAACGCGAACGAAAGUCACGCGACGGCCUCCGUGGCCUCUCCCAGUCGUUAAAUAACCAGGAGAACCAAAACAUCACCGACAAGUUGUAUCACAUUCGAUCCAUGCUCACGUAUCUGGAGGGAUCACGCAUCAAACUGCAGUCGGCCCUCCUGGAGCUGGACCACAAGCCCCGCACCACACAUCCCCUAGCACAGCACAUUCAGAUCACGCGGGAUCGCACUGGCCUCCAGCAGAGCAUUCUCAAGGUCCCCAAUUGGCUGAAGAACAACGACAAGACGCAGCAGUCCACAGGACUGGAUGUGAGUGGAGGCCACCAGGAGGAUGAACCGGAGGAGGAGGAUGCCAGCUCCGCAAUGAUGGGCAAUGCCCUCAGCAACAGCUCCUGUGCGGACAUUAGUGUGACGGCGACGGGGCCAGCGCUGAAGCACUUCAAUCGGAGCAAGAGCAACAUUGAGACCUUCACCACCAGCCAACCAAAGAUAAUCUCCACGACGAACGCCUCGCUGGCCGCUGUGGCACUGGCGGCGGCGUCUGUCAAAUGCAAGACCAUACCAGCGAACCAUCAGCACAGCCAUCAUCACAACCAUAACCAGGGCAGUGAUCGCGGCCAAGCAGACGGCGGCUCCAAUCAGCAGGACUCGGACUUUGAUGAAUUCAGUUCACAAGACGAGGAUGAGGAGGACACUGGGCCCGUCAAGGGGCAGCAGGUACCACAAAGCCAGUUGCAGUCGCAAAACCAGAUGCCGACGCAGCAUUUCUACCAGAAUGCGCAGGAUUUGCAGAAGGGCGGCGGUCAUGGCCAUGGUCAGGGUCAGGGCCAAGUGCUUGGACGAUGCAAGGCGCUCUACAGCUACACACCAAAGCUUUACGAUGAACUGGAACUGAGUCCCGGCGACAUCAUCGAAGUUCAUGCCAAGCAGGAUGACGGCUGGUGGCUGGGGGCCCUGCGCAAUCACAUUGGCAUCUUCCCUGCCACUUAUGUGGAGGAGUGCUAGGAGGAGACCCCAACCCCCCUGAAGGAUCACUAGAUAUAUAGUACGUUUGUGUGUGCAGUAGAGUGCUGUGUGUGUGAAUGCGUUUCGAAUAUAAGACCGAGGCGAGGCUCCUCCGCGUUUGACUAAGAAAAUGCUGCUGCGAGGAUUUGCCUAUUAUGCGUUAAUUUAUCAUUUGGAAAUAUAUAUAGUAUUAUUAAUGAAUGCAA
Drosophila persimilis is the source of this 4164-nucleotide messenger RNA. RefSeq names its product nostrin (gene Nost). Gene Ontology annotation, cellular component: cytoplasm; plasma membrane. The transcript has 6 exons. NCBI's taxonomy places the organism in Eukaryota, Metazoa, Arthropoda, Insecta, Diptera, Drosophilidae. Bases 20 to 3958 code for a protein of 1312 amino acids. Gene Ontology annotation, molecular function: protein binding. The record is from RefSeq and is a predicted model, not a curated record.